UGGUGAAGGAACUGUUCAAAGUCAUAUUCUUUAUCCUGUUUAUUCAAUGUGACAAUGUUACUGUUUGGAGAGUCAAGCAAUUUGUCUUCGCCUUCAAUUUAUCAAAUACUUUUGAAUAUUUUUACUUGUCAUACACACUCAUGUUUGAUUUUGGUUUUGGCAUUUCCGGUCUCAGUUGAGUUGGACAAACAAAGCUACUGUGAUCUUAAAGUAACAAACAGCACAGAUAAAUGUGUUGCUUUUAAGGUGAAAACUACUUCUCCAAAGAAGUACUUUGUCCGACCAAACACUGGUAUUAUACAGCCCUGGGAUUCAGCUUUCAUUCGAGUCACUCUUCAAGCUCAAAAGGAAUACCCACCGGAUAUGCUAUGCAAGGACAAAUUCCUCCUACAGAGCACAAUUGUGAAUAGUGAUAAUGAGGAACUUCCUUCAGAUACUUUUAACAAGGAAAGUGGAAGAACUGUAGAAGAGUGCAAGCUUAGGGUUGUUUACUUGUCUUCUGUUUCAUCUCCUGGACCUUAUGAAGAUGUAUUUAGACAAAGUUCUGACUUCUCCUCGAAUCAAGCGUUGCAGCGUAUCAAAGAUGAAAGAGAUGCUGCUGUCCGACAAACGCAACAGCUUAUACAGGACUUGGAAAUGAUGAAGAGACGAAGAAAUCGGAAUGAUCCAGGCUUCUCUCUAAGGUUUGCAAUUGUUGUAGGAGUCAUUGGUCUAAUGGUUGGCUUUCUGCUGAAAUUGUUGUCUUCACCUUCAGUAGAAUAGCUUGCAUUACGCUACGCCGUUUACAUCACACCACCCCUUGGGGGUGCCGCCCCCGCUCCCUGCUAAUAUGGGAUGCUUUGUGCACCAGACUACAUUUUGUUUUUUUAACCUUCACUAGAAUAGCUCAAGUUUCUUCAUUCUCAGAUAUAACUGUAUAAUUUUCUAGCUUUUAUGAAGCUUCUGAGGAGAAGAGCUUUGCUUAGCUCUAUUAAUGUUGUGUAAAUUAAUUUAUAAUUUAUAUACCAUCUCUUUGCUGGAGAUAGAGAUGUCUUAUUACAAGAUUUCAGACUAAUGUUACUGCAAUUUUUCGU
Molecule: messenger RNA, 1073 nt
Organism: Capsicum annuum
Lineage: Eukaryota; Viridiplantae; Streptophyta; Magnoliopsida; Solanales; Solanaceae
Product: vesicle-associated protein 2-1
Exons: 6
Coding region: 55-762 (235 amino acids)
Biological process (GO): endoplasmic reticulum membrane organization
Cellular component (GO): plasma membrane; endoplasmic reticulum membrane
Source: RefSeq, a predicted model, not a curated record